Mustela lutreola (European mink) is the source of this 1490-nucleotide messenger RNA. RefSeq names its product melanoma-associated antigen B5-like. The transcript has 2 exons. Gene Ontology annotation, cellular component: nucleus. Gene Ontology annotation, biological process: negative regulation of transcription by RNA polymerase II. The coding region runs from base 346 to 1371 and encodes 341 amino acids. The record is from RefSeq and is a predicted model, not a curated record. NCBI's taxonomy places the organism in Eukaryota, Metazoa, Chordata, Mammalia, Carnivora, Mustelidae.
AGCAGCAACAGUGGAAAGAUUUCAUAGGCCAAAGUGAAUACCCUGAGGACUCAAGGAGUCACACGCCCCUAACAGUAGGAGAACUUGAAAGCAUUAGUUUCUUACAAGUGUCCAGCUUCAGGACACCAAAGACAGGUUUCCCAACGGACUGGCUGAUUUGGGAACGGGAGCCCUGUGGGUUUUUAGAGAAGUGCCCUCGAGGAAAACCACAAAUGUAACCACCAGCCAAGGUGGUGUAUUCAUGCUGAAGGUGGGCACAUCCCGUUAAACUGUCUUCCUUCAGUGGGCCCUCAUUGCCUGCUCUCCCACUCACACUCCUGACCACUGUCUGUGAUCAUACUCAUUAUGCCUCGGAGUCAGAAGAGUAAGCACCGCACUCGUGAGAAACGCCACCAGUCUCACAGUAACUCCCAGAAUCACAAGGGAGCUCAGGCCCCUGUAGCAAUGGAAGAGGCCCCCACCUCCUCUUCUCCUGUUUUGGAGGGUAAUGCCCAAAAUCUAUCAGCUACAGAGUCAACUAGCACUUCCCAGGAGUCUUGGGGUGGCCCAUCUACCACCAUUACCUCUUCAGAUAUUUCUGGUACAAGAUCUGAUGAGCGUGAGGACAGACAAGAUAAGGAGCACCUAUGUUUCCCUAAGGUCUCAUUUUCUACUAAGAGCUCAUGCAUUGAUAUUCUAACUAUGAAGGUGGGUUUGCUGGAACAGUUUCUUCUGUACAAAUAUAAAAUGAAACAGCCCAUUGUGAAGGAAGACAUGAUGAAGGUUAUUGGCCAAAAUUACAAAAACCAAUAUCCUGAGAUCCUUAAGAGAGCCUCUGAACGCAUUGAGGUUGUCUUUGCAGUUGAAUUGAAAGAAGUUGAUUCAACCAGACACUCCUAUGACCUGGUCAGCAAAGUGAAACUCCCUAACAAUGGGAGGGUGCGUGCUGGCAGGGGGUUACCCAAGACCGGUCUCCUGAUGACAGUCCUGGGUGUGAUCUUCAUGAAGGGCAACUGUGCUGCUGAGGAAGACAUCUGGAAAUUCCUGGGUAUGAUGCGAGUAUUUGCUGGGAGGAAGCAUUUCAUCUAUGGUGAGCCCAGAAAGCUCAUUACCAAAGACUUGGUGAGACUACAGUACCUGGAGUACCGCCAAGUACUGAACAGUGAACCUCCACGCUACGAGUUCCUGUGGGGUCCAAAAGCUCAAGCUGAAACCAGCAAGAUGAAAGUCCUGGAAUAUUUGGCCAAGGUCAAUGAUACAGUUCCCAAUGUCUUCUCAUUAAGAUAUGAAGAAGCUUUGAGAGAUGAAGAAGCAAGAGCCCGAGCCAGACCUACCACAACAGCCAGUGUGCAUUACAGGGGCACAUCCAGCAGUUUCUCCCACUCCUAUUAAAAUCUGAGGUUUCAAAAAAAAUCAUCUAAAUAAGAAAUUAUGACAUCAUCGUAGGGGUUUUCAGGGAAAUGUGGAAGAAUCCCACAGUAAAUUUACUGUGAUAAAGGAAUAUAAAAAAU